Messenger RNA from Argiope bruennichi, 1553 nucleotides. It is a transcript of the gene twz, whose product is annotated as BTB/POZ domain-containing protein Tiwaz-like. The transcript is spliced from 3 exons. Gene Ontology annotation, molecular function: protein binding. The coding region runs from base 91 to 1056 and encodes 321 amino acids. Gene Ontology annotation, biological process: protein homooligomerization. The record is from RefSeq and is a predicted model, not a curated record. Lineage: Eukaryota; Metazoa; Arthropoda; Arachnida; Araneae; Araneidae.
AAGCCCAUGGCUAUGAUUAACCCUUACUGCGAGGGAGCCGCCGACGGAGAAUCGUAGGAGUGUCAGACGGAGCCAAGCGCCGCAAAGUGCAUGGCUGCCCGAGGUGCAGCCUCCGAGCCGCCCAGAGCUGCUUUACUGCCGCCAGCACCAGCCACUCCCCGGCCUAGCCUCAGCCCAUCAGACCCGUACGCCGGACACUUCUCCAUCACUAGAGCUUUGAUGGAUCAGAAAUUGCUUAUGUCCGAUGCCAAUUACAAUCACAAAAUAUCGGGUAUACCAUGUGUGGCCGCCGCUUCAAGGUACACUGCACCCGUUCAUAUAGAUGUUGGAGGUUCAAUCUACACUUCAUCAUUAGAAACACUUACAAAGCAUCCAGAUUCCCGUCUGGCACGAAUGUUCAAUGGUAGCAUUCCGAUCGUUUUAGACAGUCUGAAACAGCAUUACUUCAUUGAUCGUGAUGGUAAAAUGUUCAGACACAUAUUAAACUUUAUGAGAACCAACAGUUUAUCCCUCCCCGAUGACUUUAAUGAACUAGACUUGCUUUACGAAGAAGCAAAAUUCUACGACAUUCCUGCCAUGGUUCGGCAAAUCGAGCAAUUGAAAAGAGAAAGAGGGAAAAAGAAAGUUGAUGCCAUAUGUUCUUCUUCGUCUCAAACCAAGAAUGGGCGAAAAUACCAUGAAAAUCAAAAUAAUUCACAAAGCGAAUGUAGUAGCAGUCCAGGAUAUGAUUGUCCGGGUGAAUUUCGGUGUCUCGCUCUCAAUGUCAGUCCAGACCUGGGAGAAAGAAUAGUGAUCAGUGGCGAAAGAGCACUAGUCGAAGAGAUAUUUCCAGAAAUCGGACAAACUUUGAUGGAUGCUCGAAGCAGUGUAGCUUGGAAUCAAGACUCAAAACAUGUGAUUCGUUUUCCUCUUAAUGGUUACUGUAAACUAAACUCUCUACAAACUAUUGUGAGACUUUUGAAUAGUGGUUUUCGAAUAUUAGCCUCUAAUGGAGGAGGGGUAGAGGGCCAACAGUUCAGUGAAUAUUUAUUUGUUCGCAAAUGUGUACCUUUAUGAGAAAUCUAAAGGAAAAGAGGAUAAGAAACUGUGAUUAUGUGCCAUUGUUCAGAACCAGACUAUAGAGAAGUGCAGAAUUUUCUAAGAUACGAAAAAUCUAGUGUGGAAAAGUUAAGAUUCCACAGAUUAAGGUGCCAAGAUAUAAAGUGUAUAUUGUAUCAACAUUGUUACUAAUUUUAAUUAUUGUUGUACACAUCUUGCUGUUUCCCUAAAUAAAUCUCAAACUGUACGUUCCUCCAGUUUCAAGGAAGUUUCAUUGAUUCCAAAUUGUUAUAAACUGUUAGAGCAUCUGUCACAUGGCCAUACCUUUGCAUGAUUGUUUGAUGUUAUAGUCUUUGAAAGUUGAAUAUUCAAAACUGUCGUUCAUGAAACUUUAUACAUGACCUAUAAUUUUAUUGACAAAUUUCUUUUCAAUCAAAUCAUCAUCAGCAUGUAGUAGCCUAAAGUACAGCCUUGGCUUCUAUUCUAUAAGCAUAUAAAUCGAAUAAUUUGAAUAA